AGAGAGAGAGAGAGAGAGAGAGAGAGAGAGAGAGAGAAAAGACGGGAGGCGGAAACCUCCAUCUGCCCUGCUCGGUGACCGACCCGUCAUCCUCGGGCUCGGGGAAAAAAAACUGGAUCAUUUCCUCGCCGUUUUUGUUCAAACCGUUAAAAAAAAAAGCGAGAGAGAAACCGAGUGAAAAGGUGACAAAAGAAGAGGAAAAGAUGGAGGGAAUUCGACAUGGAAGAAAUCUAUAGGAGUCUAUAUAUAGGCUAUGCCCCGGACUGCACCACCUCCGCCGCCGCCGCCGCCACCUGCCCUGCCGGUACCGGUCAAUGAGAGCGAGCUACAGCAAAUCCUCCCUCAUUUUCUCUCUCUCUCUCUAGUUCCUUCCUUUGCCUCUAUCUCUCCUUCUUUUCUCUAUCAUGCUCUCCUCACUUCCACACAGUCGUCUUAUUUUAGCCUCCUCCUCUUCUUCCUCCUCUUUCUUUCCUCUUGCCCUCCUCUCUUCUGAGUUUUGACUCCCUCUCUUUUUUACAAACACACACACACACACACACACGCCGGAAAAUGAAGCGUGGGUCGAGUGUGUUGCAGCCUCCCUCUGAUGCAGCCGAACGACACACACACCCUGCAAACACACACACAGAGACACACACCGGCGGUGACGAUGACGCUCGCUCACUGAGCGUAACCGACACGUGCACCCAGCGCACGCCCGCGGACGCACACACCACAGGUUCGAGUCCCUUGCCAGCAGCCACCUCUCUCUUCAGCCCCGAUGUCAGCACCAAGAUGGCGUCUGACCUCCUCAUCAGGCUGUCAGAGGCGACCCAGAAGGCCCAGAUGCAUCCUGGGAGGCAGGCGGAGGAGGAGCCUCAGAGGCGCGAGGCGCUGCCGGAGGUGCGGGGGGGUCAGCAGGACGAGCCCGGCCUCGCUCUCUCACCGGACGGCCCCGGGGCGAGUCCCGAGCCACCGUCACUCUCACACACACCUGAUGGUACGGUCGCCACGGACACACUGGCUUCAGACCUGCUGAGGAAACUGGCAGAGCGGCAGGAAGUGAGCAGCCACGCGGUGAGGGUCAAAGAGGAAGAAGAGCCAAUGGAAGUCGACGCACUGGUUGCCUCUGACCUCGUCCACGACCGACGAAUCCCUGAAGAGAUGUCCCCAGCAUCCCCGAAGAUGGUGAGCCAUUGUCUCUUCGGUAUUAAAACUGAAGAAGAGGGUCCCCGUGGCAACACGGUGGCAGAGCAGCCGCACCCUGGAGCCAAAAUGGGCGACCAGUGUCUCCAUGGCCUUAAAAUAGAAGACAGAUUUUACACCGGAGGCUGCCAGCGGGGCUUUACGGGGGCAGACAGUGCCGUCUCCGCUAACAACAAGUUUCAGUUCAGAGUGAAAAUGGAGGAUCAUGGCGUCUCUGGAACCAAUAUGGCGGACCAGCUUCUAUCUGGAGCCAAGAUGGACGACCAGCUUCUCUUUAAAGCAAAAAUUGCAGAGCGGCCUUUCUCUGCCACCAACAUGAGCUCCAAGUUUCUCUCAGGAGCCAAGAUGGAGGACCAGUUCCCUUCAGAAGCCAAGAUGGAGGACCAGUUCCCUUCAGGAGCCAAGAUGGAGGACCAGCUUCUCUUUGGAGCCAAGAUGGAGAACCGGCUUCUUCCCGGAGCCAAGAUGGAGGACCAGUUCCCUUCAGGAGCCAAGAUGGAGGACCAGCUUCUCUUUGGAGCCAAGAUGGAGAACCGGCUUCUUCCCAGAGCCAAGAUGGAGAACCGCGUUUUCUCAGGAGUGAAGACAGAGGAGCAGCUCUUCUUAGGAGCCAAGAUGGAAGACCAGUUCACCUCCGGAGCCAAGAUGGCCGACCAGUGCCUCAGAGCCGUGCUGUGGCAGGACAUGUCAGUGAACCUGGCGUCCACGCUGCUGCACCAGCUCUCAGAGAGAGUCAGUAAAUCCAGCAGGACGAGUCCGUCCGUCAGAAGCAGUCCUGUUCUGAAGGUGAAUGUGGACACACUCCGCUCAUCGCCUCUUUUGAGCGCCCAGGAACCUCCACAUGAAACCAAAUCCAGCCUCAGCAGAGAUCAGCCCACCGGUUGCUCUUACUUCUACAGAUGUCACGUGUGCGGCUUUGAGACCGACGGGCCUGCCCUUUUCCAGAGUCACAUGACAGAACACCGCCAAUGGGAGCACGGCUCCUUCUCGCUGCACUGCUGCGUGUGCGACCACUCGACCAAUCAGGAGGCAGAGAUGAGGGCUCACGCCAACACGCACAUGCACGGGAACACGGGAGCAGACGAAGAGAUGAGAUGCCCCGUCACCCCUCUCGCCGCCACCGCUGCCGCCUCCAGCGGCGCCCCGUCAGUUGCCAUGGCAACCCAGCCGGAGCACAGCACCUCCGAGCACCGCUGCCGCAUCUGCCAGAGGUUGUUUCCGGGGCAACAGGAGCUGCUGGUGCACUUCCAGGGUCACCGCCAAGGCAACCAGUACCGGUGCGACCGGUGCGGCCACCUGACGCGGACAGCCAACAAGCUGGUGGAGCACGUGCGCGUGCACACGGGGGAGCGCCCGUUCACGUGCGCGCUGUGCCCGUACAGUGCCAAGCGGCGGGACAGUCUGCGCCUCCACUGCAAGGUCAAACACCCCGGCGACGUGCACACGCACCGCUCGUACGCGCACGGAGACAAUCAGCGCUCGGACUCGCAGGUUCAGCGGCUUCACACAGCGGCGAACACACACUCUUCCUCCUCCUCCUCCUCCUCCUCCUCUCUGCCUCUGCUUCAUCCCUCGCUCUCUGACCGGGCCGGAUGGAGGGAUCUGUCUCCUCUCCUCCCCAUCACCACGCUCCUCUCUCUGAAGCCUCGCUCUCCUUCCUCUUUUUCAUCCUCUUCCUCGUCUUCCUCCUCCAAACACUCCUUUCUCGGUUACCUCGGUCUCACAACUCCUUAAAGGCUUCUUUUUUCUUUUUCUCUCCCUCUUCUCUCUGCUCUUCUUGUUUCCUCUUCUCCCUCUUGUCCUUUCCUCUCUU
This is a messenger RNA of Sander lucioperca (pikeperch), 2998 nucleotides long. RefSeq lists its product as uncharacterized. The transcript has 9 exons. The coding region runs from base 550 to 2919 and encodes 789 amino acids. The record is from RefSeq and is a predicted model, not a curated record. Gene Ontology annotation, biological process: regulation of DNA-templated transcription. Gene Ontology annotation, molecular function: RNA polymerase II cis-regulatory region sequence-specific DNA binding; DNA-binding transcription factor activity, RNA polymerase II-specific. NCBI's taxonomy places the organism in Eukaryota, Metazoa, Chordata, Actinopteri, Perciformes, Percidae.